ACGCGUAGCUACAAUUAAGUCGUUACACCGGUACCGAACUCUUGCUGUAUUUACAUCAGGCGAAAACUACAAAAUGUAUUGACCCGAAACCAGACCGAUGUUGAAAUGAAUGAAAAAUUUUGCGAAAUCGCGAUUAAUAUUGAAUCGAUUUUAAAAUUCACUCUGUUGACCUGUUGAUUGAAUAUUCGUAUAUAUAUAUAUAUAUAUAUCACUUAUCUUUUUUUAUUUGUUGCUCGCGGAAUGCAGGACACGUGAAUGAAUAAAGAAUAAACUGCGAUCAGAAGACUGCUCUUUUUUCAACACCCAAUUUUUUGCAUAACUUCAGGAUUUCCACGUAAAAGACACAAUAACCACACUGAUUUAGAAACGGCUAACUUUUAUCACAGCGAAAAACAUUUUACGAUUAUUUUGUUAUGAACCAGCGCGCUGCCACGAUAAAAACGGAAAAUAAUUUUGUGUUGAUGAAAACCAACUUCCAUUUUACCAGCAACAUUAUACCGACUAAUUUUACCGAGCGAUAUUAUACCGACCGAAUACUUUUCGAGUACCCUAUAAGCCUAAAAAGAUGGCGCCACUAAGUUCUAGACACGCCUCGAUUUCUCCCAUCCUGUGACUCUGCGACGUUGGCAAUCCGUGCUGAACAAAAAAUGAAUUCAUAAGUCCCACUCACCACUCACAACGAUCAGUAAGCAAAAUGGCGUUAAUCAUGUCGGUUCUGUCCGUUGUGUUUUCGGUGCUUCUAACGCCGUUUCUAAUGUUUCUACUUGCCAUUAUAUUUCUCGCGUCAAUCGGUAAAUCUCUCGGUAUACGAAAGUUUUACAUUAAACUACUUCUGACUCUCUUCGAGUAUGGCCGACAAAACAUCGAGAGUGUCAGGAAGAAAAAUGGUACGUGGGAACAAGAGGAAAACGAGAGCGAGGACGAAGGAGGUGGGCCACCGAGCGGAAUUACGGAUAAUCACAAUACCAAACAUUUGGACAAUAAGAAAACGAAGACACAGAAUGGCAGCGUCGGUAAUUCUGUAAUUGCAAGGUCGAAAGAUCUCAUUUUACUGCCGGAUCCGGACGCUCUGCCCAAUCACAAAAACAACUCGGAAAACUCGACUGAAGGAGCUGAUUUGCCGGUGGUCGUAGAUAACGAAAACGAGAAUAGCUCUGGCGAGCGUGAUUCCACGGUGACUAUCAAAGGAGAAUUCGAUCCUGCAGUUUGUAUGGACUAUAUUAAAGCGGGUGUCGAAGCGAUAAUAGAGGACGAGGUCACAUCGAGAUUCGAGGCUGAAGAACUCAAGAACUGGAAUCUGUUGACAAGAACUAAUAGACGAUACGAAUUCAUCUCCUGGAAAUUGACUGUUAUAUGGAUGUUUGGGUUCUUCAUGAGAUAUUUCUUUCUUCUACCAUUGAGAAUAUUCAUUUGUUUCGUUGGAGUAAUGUACCUUCUUAUCGGCACGUUCUUCAUCGGUUUCUUGCCGAAUAAUUCCGUCAAAAGGUGGCUGUACGACUACAUAUACAAAACUGCAUUCAGGAUAAUGUCCAGAUCACUGUCUAGCAAUAUUACUAUUCACAAUCCAGAACAUAAGCCAAAAUAUGGAGGAUUGUGUACUGCAAAUCACACGUCAACGAUCGACGUUUGCAUUCUUUCGACGGAAACGACGUUUUCAUUGAUCGGCCAACGACAUGGCGGAUUUUUGGGAAUUCUGCAAAGAGCUCUCGCUCGCGCUUCGCCCCACAUAUGGUUCGAGCGAUUCGAAGCCAAGGACCGUGAAGCCGUCACUAAAAGACUCAAAAAACACGUCUCGGAUCCAACAAAUCCACCGAUCCUUAUAUUCCCGGAAGGCACUUGCAUCAAUAAUACGUCUGUUAUGCAGUUCAAGAAAGGCAGCUUCGAAGUUGGAGGAGUCAUUUAUCCUGUAGCAAUAAAGUACGAUCCAAGAUUCGGUGAUGCAUUUUGGAACAGCAGUCGUUUCACGAUGAUACAGUAUCUAUACAUGAUGAUGUCAAGCUGGGCGAUCGUAUGUGACGUUUGGUAUCUUCCACCAAUGUACAGGAAAGAGGGCGAGAGUGCCAUAGACUUUGCAAACAGAGUGAAAUCUGUUAUUGCAAGGCAAGGCGGUCUCGUGGAUCUGCAGUGGGACGGUCAACUGAAGAGGAUGAAACCAAAGAAGGAAUGGAGGGAAAAACAGCAGGAAGAGUUUAGUAAACGAUUGAAAGUCGAAUAAUUUAUUUUCUAGUCAUAAAUACGGAUAAACAAUCGCCAUUUUCGCGAGUAUGUAAUCGAUGUCAAUCCGAGCGUGUGUCUGACGCGAAAAUUUGAAUUCUCAUCGUUAUCCGGUAAAAAGGGAAAUACCGAAGCGCGAAUACCUGAAUCCCACGACUUUUCACCUUCAUUCAGAUUCGAUUCUUUUUUUCUUCUGAGUUGUGAGGAUAGCAAUGAUUCGAGUGACUUUUCCCGCGGUUUAAAUUUCCGAGAACAAUUAAUGGCCUACGAAUCAACUCCGUAUGAGUAUGCAGAUUUUUAUAUUUCGUAAAAGCUCAGUGAAAAUUCAAUUUUUUCGUCACAUUCACAUCAAUUAAGUCAAUAUUUUAGGAUCGAUAAGAAAAAAUUUGAGAAUUUUUUCAUUCGAAAGCACAAAUAUUCACACAGUGGAACGAAAAAGUCGGUGUUUAACGCAUCGAAGUAUCCAAUUUUCUUAAAUUUUCAAGAAGCACAUGAAAAUGGAACAAAUCUAUACAAAUAUAGGCCAUUCCACAUCGACAUCGAAUUUCUUGACAAAUUUUCAUUUGAAAAAUUUGUCCAAAUUCCAUCUGCAGCCUGAAUUUGACACAUAGAUGUGAUUAGCCUAAUUUUCUAAGUAUAUUAAUGUUAAUUUAUUUAUCAAUCCCAAAGGUUUUGACCAUUAGCGAAAAUACAGUCGAAAAAUCUUCUUCAUUGGUUUCAAACUCUUCAAUUAAAUUUCUUUGCGUAAAAUCAUUUUGUUCACAAGGUUUUUGAAGUACGAUUAUAUACGAUUCAUAUACGAUAAUAUAUGGGAUAGCAAUCGAAGAUUUUGACAAUGAGAAUUUCUGAUGAAAAUAUUUCAAAUACUCUUUUUGAUGAAUAUACAUGGUUGAGAAGAAAAAAACUCAAAUCUGCAAAUUUCGACCAAAAUUGACAGUUACCAUAAUCAUCACCGACUUUUUCUUUUCUAUUUUCGUUUCGAGUAGAUAUAAAUACGCUCCUAUCGAAAAUUCAUGGAGAUUCCGUAAAUGUAUUAGUCUUAAGUAGUAAAAAAAAUGCCGCGUUACUUUCAUACUUCAAUGAAAACCCAUGUACAGUAGAAAGUGUAAAGAGAUUGAUAUUACAAUGUAAUCGCAGAAUCGUGUCGUGUAAAACUCAAAAGUGUCAUGGAUAUUUUUCACGUAGUCGUAUUGAACAGGACUGUUGUAUAUUUCGUUGCAUCGACGAGUGCAAAAUAAUGAAAAUUGAAGAAAAAGUAACGAAGCGAUUAAGUUUAGCUAAGGACGCUGGAGGGGGGAGGAGGUAAAAUGGGGCAAAAAAGAACAAAUGCAUUCAUCACAGCUUUGAGGCAUUAGGUUUGGUUAUCGUAAAGCCAAGAAUUUACCUAAAAUAUUUUUAAUACUUUUAUAUUUACCACCAUUAAAGAAUGACGAUACAGAACAAAAAAAUCGUAAACCGUCAACCCAAAGCAUUAUCUUUAUCUAUAUCGAUUUUUUACUCGAGUAAAAAGGAAAUGUAAAGUUCACGGAAAGUAGUGAGUUGAAUAAGCAUAGGGGAUAGCGUAUAGGCUCAUUGAUACAAAAAAGUGACAAAGAAUUGCAAACUCGUAUCGAAAAUGUCGAAAGGCAUUUUUUAGUUUGUUCACAUACCAGAGUAAGUGUUUCUCUCAUCCGUUGUAUCUUCGUUUCCUUGUCUUUCGAUUUUUGCACCAAGUAUUUGUAAAUAACUUGAGGGUGAUGUGACGUGUGUAUCUUAGAAUUAACUAUGAACGAGUGUAUUACUUGCGUUUGCAAACACGAAUUUUUUGGGUUUGUUUAAGAAUGCUUUACACGUAUGUUCCCAGCAGAAAAUUUCAAAGAAACUUGGCCGAUCUUCGAGCCGUUGUGAAUAUCGAUUCUCCAUAAUUACAAUGCCAAAAAAUUGUUAAGUUAUUUUACUAAAUAAUGAGGCAGUUUACCUUCUCUAAAAAGGUGCCAAACCAUCGUACUCACAGUCAAUCGUAACACCAAAUAAAUUGAAAACCGAGCAAAACUGUUCUAUUCGGAAAACUCUAGCCAAAAUAAUGUUACACGAGAAGAAAGUAUUGCUUGGAUUUUUAAAAAAUGCUUGUACAAAAUUCAGCUCUACCCAAAAUCAAUAUUCCAAACAUUUCGAAGAUGCUUAAGUGUUCUUUAUUUUCCAUUAAAUCACUGCGUGUUGAAAUGCCAACCAAAUAAAAUUGUUCGCUGGAGAACAUGUGUGAAAUAGCCUUAUCGCGCAUCUUAUCUUCAUAUUAAUUGUAAUGGCGAAAUGAGAAAAAAAAUACAGAAAUACCAACGAGAUUUAGAAGUAAAUAAUACUCGGUGCCUGUUAUCUUGUUUUUUGUUACCGAGGUUGGGCUGCGCCAAGUAUAUUUUUAUAAUAUCUAUAUGUAUCGUAAACAAAAAAAUACGAGGAAUGAGAAAGAAAAGAGAAAAGUGUCAUGUACCUGCAUCGCUUGAACAACCGAUAAACGCGAACAAAAGCUCGUCCCACCUGCAUUUUCUUUAUUACUUUUUUUUUCUGUGGGGAAUGCAUGGCUCAUUCAUAAUACGAGCAUUCUUAUUUCAAGCUAACGCGUCUGUGAUUUGAUACAAGAAAAGUCAGUAAGUUUUCACGACUUAAUCUGGACUCAGUCACUUUGUAACAAACCACAGACUAAUUCUUAUACGUGUAAGAAAAUGUACUAGUCAUACGUGCUACAACGUGGAAGGGUUUUCGCCCAAUUUAUAGCCCCGAAUAUUUUCUCUCCCGGCGAUGUUUUUCACGCUUUGGCGAAGUGGGCAUUGUACUUGACAUUUUUUUGUUUUUUCCCUAGUGCGAUUACUCGUGCUCACAUGAACUGAAAUACUAUGUAUAAACAAUUAUUAUUGCAAAAUUAUUACUUCUUGUAUAUUCGACGUUCUGUAUUUUGGCCACGUGUUUCUUUUCUAAUGUACCUUAUUUGUUUAUUUAACAAUCACGCAUGCCAUCUGCGUUUCUACCCGGAACGUUUUGUUAUGUAUAAUGAAUGAUAAAAUAAAAUGUCAAAUGUAAUUGUUAAUGUA
Venturia canescens is the source of this 5279-nucleotide messenger RNA. RefSeq names its product Glycerol-3-phosphate acyltransferase 4 (gene Gpat4). Gene Ontology annotation, cellular component: endoplasmic reticulum. Gene Ontology annotation, biological process: triglyceride biosynthetic process. NCBI's taxonomy places the organism in Eukaryota, Metazoa, Arthropoda, Insecta, Hymenoptera, Ichneumonidae. Gene Ontology annotation, molecular function: glycerol-3-phosphate O-acyltransferase activity. The record is from RefSeq and is a predicted model, not a curated record. The transcript is spliced from 9 exons. The coding region runs from base 695 to 2215 and encodes 506 amino acids.